Laetiporus sulphureus 93-53 is the source of this 765-nucleotide messenger RNA. RefSeq lists its product as uncharacterized. Lineage: Eukaryota; Fungi; Basidiomycota; Agaricomycetes; Polyporales; Laetiporaceae. Bases 1 to 765 code for a protein of 254 amino acids. The record is from RefSeq and is a predicted model, not a curated record. The transcript is spliced from 6 exons.
AUGUUCAUUCUGGGAUCCACUUUCAUGGGAGCGUGCAUGGAGAUGACACAGCUAUCAUUCAUCCAAUAUCGUAACUUCCCUGGGGGACCUAGCGAGUACGAGAAUGUCGAAUUCUCCAUACCAGUGGAUGAGGCGGGGAAUGUCGCCUUCAUUCUCACUAACUGGUGUGCAGAUGCGCUGAUUGUGUGGCGCUGCGCCGUGAUUUACAGGGGAGGUCGAGUCUCCCCAUGGGUCACUGCAUCGCUUCCAUGUGCGAUGUAUCUUGCUGAGCUCGUAUUAGGACCGGGGCAUGCUUCGCACUACACGGGUGUCGCGGCGAUGAUUGUUGAAUCAGCAGCGCUAUACUCUGCCUUCACCCUUCUCUUCAUUAUUCCAUUCGGCAUGGGGAACCCGAUCGCAAACACAUUCUUGCAGGCAUUGUCAGAGGUACAAAUCAUUGCGCCCUUCUUGAUUAUCUACCGGGUCACUCAGGGCAAGGGCUGGUCAGCAACUACAUCUAGGAUGAUCUUGACAGAACAUUCGAGAGCUAAAUCUGGAGACGUGAUUUUGACGAAUCUCGCAAGAGCUGGAAAUUGGUCGAACAUUCAUUUCGCAGCAGCGGCAGAUGAUAGUGGAGUUUCCGAGGAGGCAGCUGAGGGACUUGCGAAGCAUGGCAAAGUGCAUACUCCAGAGAUGGCACGUUCGCCACAAUCCCGGAGGACAAGCGAGCGGAUGAUGGAGCGGGGCAAGGAGAGCUCGGGCUUAUAUGCCGAGCUCCCUAAUUAG